Drosophila bipectinata is the source of this 1293-nucleotide messenger RNA. NCBI's taxonomy places the organism in Eukaryota, Metazoa, Arthropoda, Insecta, Diptera, Drosophilidae. The record is from RefSeq and is a predicted model, not a curated record.
AAAUGGUGUCGUCUAGCAAGCUAUUGGAGCCACCGAUGAACCGGAUGCCCUGCACUUUCCUGCACAGUCGUCCGGGUCAGAGCUGCACCCAGGCUUUUCUGUGGAAUGUGUACCGGAACCAUGUGUCCAGUGGGAAAUACUAUCUACCCCUACUGCUGUUCCCCUUGGCUCUGAAAUGGCGACGCCUUUCGGAUAGAAAGACCAUAAUGCCAGUGGUUUGGAACUAUCUACAGGCCACUAGUUUCGCUUCCUUCAUCAAUGCCGUCACUUUUUAUCUGAUUUGUAUGGCCCGGAGAUACUAUGGUCGUUUUACGUUUAUUUUCACUCCCUCUAUGUCCUGCUGGCUGGCCUCCCAACUUUGCUGGUGGAUGCCACCCCAAGUGCUCCUCUACUUUGUGAGUGGUGUCACCCAUGCAGCCAUGGAAACGCUAAUGCGAUACUUUAAUGUGCCCUUGGUGCACUCUCGUUUGGGCCAGACACUUGUGUUUAUGAUCUGCUCUGUAAUUGUGAUUCAUUACCAGCAAGAAAAGAAAUACUCUGGUUUCUGGUUCAUACGUCCUGCUGCUUUGCAAAAGGAUUACCAAAAAAGGACGAUGAUACAACGACUGAGACAAAGCCUUAAGGAAAUAAGUAAUUAUAUGGGUGUUGGUCUAAUACUAGAUCUUGUGAAUCCCAUUCGAAAAAGGAGCCUCAGAAGUUUACGUCUUAAGUCAACCACCUUUUUGGUCGGCUAUAUGGGACUGUUUAAGUUGCUGCAAUCUUUGCUUUUAGAAAGAUUUAAUUUAAAACAAACCAACGCUUUGGCGGCUUUUAUUAGCGGUUCUGCCUUUGCCUCUUUAAAUCGCCUGACAUUCAUGUGUUUUGCUGUGGUCACAGCCAGCCAGGCUGCUUGGCUGCAGGUUUGUUCCAAGGAUUCCAAAGAAGAUCCCCAACUAGCAUCUAUUCAAAGGAUACCCUGGUCCAAGCUUCUUAUACCCUGCAGUCUGGCGUAUCUGGUGCACAUUUUCUUUUACCAUUCCCAAUACCUGAACGAAUUGGCCAGGGACUUUAUUGACUCCACAUGCGAUAAGAAGUAGUUCAGAUAAUAUAAUCACCUAAUUUUGACUAACAACUUUUCUGAUUUCAGUGGCCAACGACUUUUUGAUUUAUUGAACUUCCAAGAUGAAAACAUGGUAGUUGCAGCCGUCGUUAAAAGGUCGCCAGAAGCCUCAUUUUGGUUUUAAUUACAAAAAGGAUGUAAUUUGUGAAGAAAUAAUUAUGUCACAUUGAACUAAAUGAAUCGAUGAUAAACAA